AUGCGCCGACGACUGAAGUGUGCCCACGGGGGCCCCGACUCGAGCAGCCUCUACAAGAUCCCCCACGUGGCGGGGGAAGCAUGGGGUCUCUCCCCGCGUGAGUGGGGGGAGGUGCAGUCGGGGCUUCACGAGGAAACGCCGUUAGCCAGCCAGGAGUUCGGCCAACAGGGAAGCGCGACGCAAAGAAGCCCGGGACCUGAUGAGGGGUGUGAAACUGAGCCCGCACCUCCCGCGCGGGCUGACAUUCGCGCAGCGUCGGCGCGCGCAGAGGAGCCACCUGGCGAGGAUCCGCGGCGAAGGGAGGGCCGUUGGUCACUUCAAUGUGUACGUGAGUCGGCUCUCCACUCGCCCGCGCCUGACGCACAACCUCCGCAAACGCACUCGUGGCCCGAUCGAGGGCAGGAUCCUGCCCGCGACCGUUACCGCCACGCCCACCACCAUUCCGCCGGCCCCGUCGGCCUCCGGAACCAGCCGAAUGCGGACGCGGAGGGGACUGCUCGCGACGACCCGACUCCCAGCGACGCCCAAGUGACCCCCUCCCCCGCGUCGCCGGAGAUCGCCGCGGAGAGCGUUGCGCGGGGGAUCGCGCUCGGGGAGAAGGGCGGCGAGGAGAGUGCUGCUGCGGAAGCUAACGCGGAGGCGAGCGCCCGCGCUCCUGCCGCGGCUGGCCGUCCGGGCGGUUCGACGCAACGCGUGCAGGGGCCCACGAAUACUCCGGCGAGGUGGGGCGCGCAGCAGGCCGAUGGGGAAGAGUUAGCACCCGCUCGAAGCGGCGGACGGGCUCUCUUGCGGAGGGGUGCGCAGGGACACGCGGGCGAAGACCGGCAGGCACAGGCUCCGGCAGCGCGCUCUCCGCGGAACCCUCGAGCUCCGUAUCCCGUCUCGCGGAUGGAUCCAUCACCCCCGACAGCACCGCAGCCGACGCCAGCGCGCCGACCAAUUGAGGACGCGACGGAUGAGGCGCCCCAGACAAGGCGCGCGGGAGCUGCGGGAGGAAGAGGAACGCGGGGAAUACGCGUGGGACGCGGCAGCAACCGCCGCGGACGUCGUGGGAACGGGAGAGGACGAAGAGGUGGAGGAGCACGAGGCACAAAUCGGCGCCGCACUGGCGCAAGCGGUUACGCGAGAACUGCAGAAUGGCUAAUGCGUGAAGGCGCGGAAGGCGGCGAGGAGGUGCCUAGCGAGGAGGCAGAGGACGAUGUCGAGAACGAAGAAAGCGAAGGGGCUGACCCUGCUUUUAACCCAGAAAGAGAGGGGAUGUUAGAAGCAGAGGCCGAGGAGGACGAGGAAGAGUUGGAGCUGCUGCUUCGGGAAGCGGAGUUCCCAAACCAGCAGGCCAUAGGCGAACCUGCAAACCGAACCUCAGGUUGA
This is a messenger RNA of Closterium sp. NIES-65, 1371 nucleotides long. NCBI's taxonomy places the organism in Eukaryota, Viridiplantae, Streptophyta, Zygnematophyceae, Desmidiales, Closteriaceae. The record is from the annotation of a GenBank genome assembly.